AAGACCAGUCUCUGGUCACAAGGUCCUCGUCCUCCGCCGCGCUACACCUGUCCUCGUCCUGCACGCCGCACAGCCGUCCUCUUGGUCCUCCUCGCCGCCCAGCGCCCGUGUCAAGAUGCCCGAGACGGCGGAGUCGCACAUGGUCAGCCUGACCACCAACCGCAACUGCACGGUGGAGAUCUGCAACGUGACCAGCACCUUCUGCCUCACCAACCCCAAGGUCCACAUGGAGAGCGGCUACCCCUACAGCCCCCCCCAGCCCACCGUGCGCACCGGCCGCAACGAGGUGUGCUCCUUCACCAAAGACGACAACACGGCGUCGGGGGCGGUGGGCGUGCUGACCUACGAGCUCUUCAACAUGCAGCAGCGGCGCUGCACGGAGGUGGUGGCGCUCAUGUUCUCCGUGCCCUUCGACUACACCUUCUACAAGAACUGGCUGGGCGUGGGCGUGUUCCCGCACGCCAUGCCCGUGGACCACAAGCUCUUCCAGCACAUGUACGAGGAGAAGGAGUUCAGCGACUUCGUGCGCCACGAGGCCGACGGCUCGGGCGUGGUCUACAAGGGCCAGCAGGUGGACGUCAGGGCCUGCAUGUCCGACGAGGGCCGCGCCAUCGUCAAGCUGGAGGUCUACAACACUAUGGGCUGAUCCUCAUGUCACAAUAAAAGCUUGCUUGACCCGAA
This is a messenger RNA of Nerophis ophidion (straightnose pipefish), 681 nucleotides long. Its product is annotated as DELTA-sagatoxin-Srs1a-like. The record is from RefSeq and is a predicted model, not a curated record. NCBI's taxonomy places the organism in Eukaryota, Metazoa, Chordata, Actinopteri, Syngnathiformes, Syngnathidae. Gene Ontology annotation, molecular function: channel activity. Gene Ontology annotation, cellular component: pore complex. Gene Ontology annotation, biological process: monoatomic cation transport; pore complex assembly; cytolysis in another organism. Bases 116 to 646 code for a protein of 176 amino acids. The transcript has 2 exons.